Racocetra persica is the source of this 239-nucleotide messenger RNA. NCBI's taxonomy places the organism in Eukaryota, Fungi, Glomeromycota, Glomeromycetes, Diversisporales, Gigasporaceae. The record is from the annotation of a GenBank genome assembly.
AUGAGUGUUAAUAAAUUUUUGAAUAUUCUGAAAGAAAAUAUUGUUUAUGAUAUUUCUGGGGAUGAUAAAAUUAUUGAGGAACUUGUUAGUAUAUUUAGUCCUGAAAAUACUGAUGAAUCAAAUAAAAUAAACGAAGAUAGAGAUGAUAACAAUGAAUUAUCAAUUAUUAAUGCUACUGUGACAUUAGAAAAUUUGAAUAAUUUUAGAUUGUUUUUACUUCAACAAGAAAAAACUGGCAG